CCGGAGAAGCAGCCGACAGCAGCACCAGCACACACGGUUCCACCGCUGCGGAGAAGCCUCGCUGCUCUCGGUCCGAGCAGUCUGCGGCGAUCAUCGGUCCUCACGGUCCUCCGUAUGGCCAUGCGUUCCGACAUCCUCGAUACCGCACUAAAAUUCCAUCCAUCGCGAUAUUCAAACGUCGCCGCCAAUCUCGAAGAACACGCUUCGGUACCGAUCUUCGGACCACGCCACGGAAACGAAGCUGGAGAACGAAAUUUCGCUUACACCUUCGCGAUCGAUAUUGAUCGAGAAUCAAGAAAUAAUAUCGUCGCAAAAGGGAGAGAUACGUCUAAUGUACAUUCGAAGAGAUUUUUCAAUUUUCAAGAAUUCCUGUUAAGCUGGUGUACAGGGAGUAAAUUUGUUUUAUCUGGAAAGUGUAAAGGCAGAUGUGAAGGUGGGGAAAUUGUAUGCAGUUGGAGUUAUUCGAAAUUCCCGCCCGGUGUUGUUGAUUCGACACGAAACAGUUUCGAUCGUAAAGUCGAACGUCUGGUCGUAAAGCAGUCUAAGGACACUGUAUCUAUCGAGAACACUGUACGCAGAGUAUUUGUUGAAGUUUUGUUGAUACACAUCGUAACUAUCGCACACGCACCCCGAACUUGCUACGCUUCGCACGCGGGAGGACCAACUCGUACCUACGGUCCACCUAUCGCUCCACAACCCGACGAUCGAGUCAGUGUUACUCUUGAUUUCCGCGCGAGCGCCGGUCUCGGCUUACCGGGGACGAUACCUACGCUCCGCUUCAUUCGUUUUCGACGAUCCCCGGCGUCUCGGUCGCCGUGCGAUCGGACUUGUCAAACAGAUCCUUCGAUAAAUCGAUCGAAGUGCAGUUCUCUUGGAUAUCGAUCCGCCAUCGAUGCUAUUCGUCGAUUAAAGUCGUUUAAAUUCCGUGAAACCGAAGGUGCGAUUCGUGUGAAGGAAAAAUAUCAUUGAAAAAUGUUCAGUGGUGUAAAUUUAUGGAGUUUUGUUUUUACGAUAAUCGUAUAUCGGUGCCGCAGCACGGAAGACUCGAAGAAUGUGUGUCGUAUUUAAUUUAUAUGAUGAUUUGUCUCGGCGAUAAUCUUCCGAUCGGAUUAUACGCAGAUGGACGAUCGAAAUCGAACGUUUGACCAAAUGUUCAGCUUUCAAGGUGAACGAGUGAGAUUUCUGUGCCAUUGAAUUUCCAUCGAACCGAGUUUCCAUAUUUUUCCAACAUUUGAAAUGUUCGCUCUUGUGCUCAAACUACGAAUAAACGAUCGUCUAAUAUACAGAGCGAGAUAAACCGUUAUCGAAGUAUGUGUACCGUGAUCUGUAUCGAUUCGAUAAACGUAAUUCUUCCGUUAUUUUCACGCUUUCAGAGGAAUUCAAUCGUUAGCCGGUAUUUUCACAUUUUUCUCUCGCUGCUUGUUUUCGUUAUCGAGAAUACAUGUGCUACCGGAUAAUUCGAUGCCUCGCAAGCUAUUUUUUAAAUGAAAAAUAUGUAAAGAAUAUCCGUGAUCAUAGGAAAUCUCGAUCAACAUCGAUGUACUUGGUGACGAGAGUCAGAAAAUGGGAAAAUCGUGAUUACGUGCAUAAUCAGCGACGGUCGUUACGAGCAGAGGUGAUAGACGACGGAAGUGAAAAGAUCGCAAGUGGCGCCAGUCUUUAAUUUCUAUCCUCCGAUAUAAUUAUUUCGAACAACUCGAGGGAAUUACGUAACGCCAAGAAGAAAUUGUAGCAUCGUAUAGACGAUCGUGUGCGUAGUAUGUGUCUGUGUGUGAACCGAAGUCUCUUGAAUCGAUGCACGCGAUACCGUGUUACAAUAAAUAUGUCGAUGGUACCGAAGUGCAAGAACAGGAAAUUCCGAUUGGUAAAUUCUGCGAUUUAUUAAAAAGCCGCAACGGUUUCGUUAGAAGGAUCAAAAAGAAGGUAACUGGUUUUGCAAGGGGACUCGGAGCUCUUCCCGAGACUGAUCGAAAUAUCGUACGAAGCUAUAACGAAUCAAUCGAUGACAACGGAGCGGAUCGAUGAUAAACAUUCUACGUAAUCUCGUCGGUCGAUCAUCCCCUCGAAUGACACGUCCGCUCGUCGUCGCGGAACGUAUCAAAUAAUCGUUAUUAUCAGAGGUGCUCGACGCCGGCUAGAUAACCGGGCCGAGAAAACGGAGCAACACCAGAUCAGAUCGCGAUCGAUCGCGAGAAACGAAAAUUACAGGAGAUCGAGGAAUUACAUUCUGAAGGAAAUUCCAUCGGCGCUGGGGGGGCUGGUUUCGUGGUGCACAGGAUCGGAAGGAAGUAACGUAUAGUUCUGGCUGUUAGCAUCUCGGAACAUCGUAUAUCUUGGCAGUAAUGCGCACAAAUUAUGCGUCUCGCGCCUCCACGGAGCAACGGCCACUGAGAAGAGAACAGCAGUUGCACCUUUACACUUACCGAUAAUCCUUACUUUUCUUCAUCUUUCAAUUCUUUUUUCUACCUUCUACCUAUAAUAGUCCGUUUCGGUUUCCACUCUUCUGGGUAAAGUUCCCACCGUCUUUUCUCGCCGUUUUGUUUCAUCGUCAGGAAAACUAUCAUCCGUCCGUCAGUUCGUUCAGAUGUAUAUAUAUAUUCGUGAAAUUUGUCUAGUUCGUUUCGACACCAACGCCUCUUCGGGCCACGAGAUGCAUUCUUCAUCUAUGUGACGUGUUGUACCUUCAUGCAGCGAGAAUCGUCCUGCGGCUGAGCAAGGUGCACAGUGCACGCACAUGUGACCGGUGUACCUUACGAGGAACUCUCUUUCGUGAUCAACGAAUUUCUGAAGAAUCAUUCUCCGUUUAAAUAAUCGACAUUUUGAAAGAGUUGAAGAAAGUGAAAAACAGUGACUGAACUUUCUUGAAACAAUACGGAUUUUCAGUAAAAACUAUAAUUUCAUUUGGGACUUUAAUUUCGUGUUUCGUAUUGAAUCGGUGCAACAGAAAUGUCAGUAUUGUUCUUUCGGAUCGAACGAUAGGAACCAGUGAGACGUAGCUUUCAAAUUUUCUGGGAUAAUCUCUCUGUUGGAGGAAUUCUUGUGACACUGUCGCACAGCUGUCAGUGAAAAUAGGAAACAUCGAAUACCGUUAUUCGGUAUCCUACCGAGGGUUCCCGUUUACCUAGAUCCCGAAAGUGAGCAGCCACGUGUUCAGUGCAAUUAGGUACAUACUUCUGAUUUUGAAGAUUGUCGAAGUGACCGUCAAUUGACUCGGAAAUUUUUGAAAUACCGUGAACAUAACUUGGAAUAUUGAUCAUCGUUUCCCAAGUUUUUUCAUUGAAAUCAAAUUUAAACAAAGUGUACAGCAAUAGUGAAAUUGUUUAGUGAAGAAGUAUUAGAAGAGAAGCAUAAAGUUUUCGACUUUUCACCAGAGGUUCUCAUCGUGCCUGUGUUAAGAAUAACAUCUGUGGAUUUUCCAGACGAAUUUUCUACGAAUGGUACCUGUAGGAAUUCGCGCGACACUGCUUCUGAUCGACGCGGAAGCCAUGUCACCGGAUCGGUACAACGGAUCGCGAGAAAUCGACGUAGAACCGGGAGAAUCGGAUCGGCUGGCGGACACCAUUUGGAUCGAGUGAAAUCAAACAGGAAAUAUUUUUGGCCAACAAUCGAGGAUCGACACGCGUGGUCGGUCCUAUCGCUUGCACCCUACGGCCUUCCCGCUGGCGUGGCCAGCUACUAUGCGAAUUGAAGUUCUCAAUACCCUCGUCGCGGUGGUUUUGCUGACCGCAGUCCUGUGCCCGCGGCUUGCUGCCGCCAACAACCUGACUUUAUCCUUCUCCCCUCGUAAGACCAGGGAACAUCCUUUCAGAGGACAUAUCUCUCGCAGGACUCAGACCUUGGACGACCCGACCAAGCGGUAUCGAGAGAUUCUGCGACAGGAAGGAGGCGAGCACGGCCUUCCAGUCGAUUGCUGCCCUACGGUGGAGGAAAUGGUGGAACCGGUCGGCGGUCGAAAUCGGGAAAACAUGUACGUCCAGCUGUAUCGGGAUGGCCAGAACGCCCAGAGGUUCUUCGAGUACUCCUGCAAGCCAGAAGUCCUCGACAAGCCGUGCCGGUUCAUCGACCGGAAGUUCAGUAACCAGUCCAGAUGUGUGCAGAAGUUCUCGUACACUUACGCUAUCGUUGAAAAUUCUGGAUCGACGGGUGGAAAGGAAGAACACGGGAGGCACCGGCACAGAGAACGGCUAAUCCCCACGUUUGCUGGGAACACAGUGGGUGGAUCAAUGUGGACGUUGGAUUACAUCAAGGUGCGAAGCGGUUGCAGCUGCGAGGUCAGCCCGAAACCGAAGAAGAAGAAGAAGUUUAAGAAGAGCAGGCCAAGGGACCAAGACUUCGAUCUGGAGCCGUGAGAUCUCUGCUUCUAGAUGAAUCAGAGCAGAUUCUUCCUCCGAUCUCGUAACACUACCGAAACGUUACAUCGAGCAACGACCAUGUUCAUUGAAUUUUACAGAUUCGACGGAAAUCGGUAUUAAAACGAUGAAGAACUUGAUCGAAUUAUACUCUACGAAAACGUUACCAGUGGAUGAGAACUUCGUUGUCUUUUAACGAAGAGAUUCGAGACCAUUCACGUUGCGUUAUUAAAAGUAUUCUUGAACACUGAAUGUGCCUUAUCGUGAAGUUUGUAUUUGUUUUUACUAAUGGAUCGACUAUUAUUUUAGAAUAUUUCUAUCGUUGUAUUUAUUAUUAUAUAUGUAUACAGUUUGAGAGUAUGUUUAAGGGUUAACGAUAGAAGUUUAGAGAGAAAAUUCUGUCAUACUAUUAUUCCGUUUAUUUUUGAUAAGAUUGUAAGGUUUAUAGUUGGCGAGAUGAAGUUUAGUAGUACAACGAGAAUGGUAGAAUCUCCUUCGGACCAAUAGGUGGACAGACUGAUAUUACGAUUCGAGGGGUUGAACACGAAAUGUGUUCUGAAUUACAAACUAAUAUCGGGGUAUACAUACUAUUGUAAAGAAAAUUUUUCGAUACCUUAUAGUACUUAGUAAUAGGAAGUCUCGAGCAGAUUUAUAUUUAAUACUUAGGCAACUACGUGCGUUUUCACCCGCGGCCAGUUAUUAUUAUUAGAAUCAUACUCUUGUAUUGUAGCCUACAAUACCUACAAUUUGUAGGUCUUAAGAUAUUCGUAUCUUUAGUUUCUAAGUAAUUUUUAUGUUUAUUAUUAAUAUAAGCUAUCGUGUUUCAUAGAUCUGCGCGCAAUUCGUUACGUGUCAAUAACGAAAGCCAAACGCAACGCUACUUAAAUUUAUUUAACGUAUUAGAUAGCCUUUAUUUAACUAACGUUACUAGAAUUAUACUUUCAUUCUUUUUCUAAGCACUGACUAGGAGAAUUAGCGAGUGCAACGAUGUUGCAUUAGUUAGUAACCAUGACAAUUAAUAAUAAAUCUGAAUUUUGUUGUAAUCUAAGAUAACGAGUUAUUGAAGAUGUAGAGUUUAUUUUGUAUGUGAACAUGUAGGUAUUUUUAUACGAAAUAAAACGUAUUUUUUUUUCUUUAAAUUAACAUUACAUUAAUUUAACGCAUAUCGUUGCAGACAUAAACAUGCCAUUGUUUGAACAGAUGCUUAUCAGUUUAAUCUACUCCUUUGUGUAUAUAUAUAUAUAUAUAUAGAGAGAGAGAGAGAGAAAAUUACAAGAACAUUGAAAGAAAUACAUGAUCAUGCGUUAGAUUAAUGUAAUGUGUAACUUAUAAGCAAAUGCCUUUCUGUUUAGAAUCAAUAAAAUGUUCGAUAAUACUGUACUUAAGUAACUUGUAUUAGUCAGAUGUACACACCGAUGACGUAUGUAACGAACGAGUUAUUAUACCAGUUCUACGGCUUAACGUAUUUAUAAAUGUAUUAUAGUAAAUUACACCGUACGUUUAAUUUACGACAAAACCUUUCCCACUAAGUGUACUUUCCUUUUCUAUUACAGUAGCUUUCGUAUUAAUACUUUAACAAAUGGUUUCAACUCGAUAACAUUCAUGUAUUAUAUAACUGUGCAUUGCAGAUUUAUUUUCUGUAUCGUCAUGUAUACAUUGUACAUAAAUGAUAUUAAUACAAU
Molecule: messenger RNA, 6031 nt
Organism: Osmia bicornis bicornis
Lineage: Eukaryota; Metazoa; Arthropoda; Insecta; Hymenoptera; Megachilidae
Exons: 5
Coding region: 3678-4349 (223 amino acids)
Source: RefSeq, a predicted model, not a curated record